Messenger RNA from Gracilinanus agilis (Agile Gracile Mouse Opossum), 3990 nucleotides. It is a transcript of the gene EVC2, whose product is annotated as EvC ciliary complex subunit 2. Gene Ontology annotation, biological process: smoothened signaling pathway. Gene Ontology annotation, cellular component: plasma membrane protein complex; ciliary membrane. The record is from RefSeq and is a predicted model, not a curated record. NCBI's taxonomy places the organism in Eukaryota, Metazoa, Chordata, Mammalia, Didelphimorphia, Didelphidae.
AUGCUCAGUAGCAAGGGAGGGUUUUAGUCCCGAGUAAGAAACUCUCCCACUCAUAGUUUCUUGGAAACUUCGGGAUUCUUCCCCCAGCUCCAUGGAGAGAUAUCCAGCCCGUGCCUCUCCCGAGGGACCGCAGCACUCCCGGGCUGGGACAUAAUGAGACCAACCAGCCCCUCGGGGCUCUGCCUCCCCCCACGAAGUUGGACGUGGGCUACAAACUUGGUAACUGUUUCUUUAUUUUUGCAGCUGCCUCCACGGGCCUCCCAAGCUCCCAGCCACUUCCGGGAAAGCCCCGUGUCCAAGUUCGGGAUCGGACCUCCUUUGGAAAACUCAAGUUUGUUGUAUAGAAGCAAAGGCCGGGGGGAGCUCAGCUUCAAUCUGUCAGUCCUGGGAGACAGAUCCCUUGACCUGCCUUUCAAGGCUUCGCAUCAUGCAAAUGGAUGUCCUGCCCGGGAAGGACCCCCAGCUCUAUGCCAAGGGCUCCUGGAAGGAGCUCCUUUGGGAGAUCAGGAUCUCCCCUUUAAGAACUGGCUUCGUAUUGAGAACUACCAUUACAAAAUAGCAGCUGAAGUAUCACUUGGAAUGGGAAAUGGCAGAAGAACUGGAGAUUGUGACCUGCUCUUGACUUCAGCAGCCUCAGAUGAACCUUGGAGUCAUUCAUUAUUUUCUCUAAUAAGUUCCUGGACCAAGAAGACUUUAUUCAAAAGGGAUUCUUCUAUCAUGCACCACCUGCACGAAGAUGUUUCCAGAAUUACUGUGUCUUCUGAGUAUGGGAUCAUUUUCCAGAAAUGUGCAAUAGUGUCCCAGCAGAGUGAGGCUGAGACUGCCUCUGUGAGACUUCUCAUUAACAAUACCAAGACGCCAUCUGCAGCCAAUCUCUCAGAUCUUGUCCUGCUAGACAAUAUUACAGGCCUCACUGUACUGGAAUCCUCUGGAAAUAAGACUUCAGAAGGAUUUCAAGUAUUCAGAAAGAAAUUUCUCCAAGCUGGUGAUUUUUACUCAAUAAGCUACAGUGCCCUGCUGAAGGCCAAGGAAGCCAGAAACAGCAAGAUUCUGAGUCUCCCUGCUCAACUAACAUUUCACAGUCUAUCCCUGAACAAAACAGAGUUGAAGGCACUUUUGACUAUAAGAGGACAAGAAAAGACAAAGGUUUCACCAAACCAUGGUGCUCAUGCAGCAGGAUUUUUCAUUGCAUUUCUGGUCUCUCUAGUACUCACCUUUGUCAUAUUUUUAUUUAUGUCUCAGUCUCGAUGUUUCAAAUGGAACAUCUGUAAUAAAAAUCGGGUCGAACAGAGCCCUCAUCAAGAAAGCAAGCUGGAGUAUUCACAGUUCACUUCAGUAGAUGGUAUGAGUGAAGAAUUUGCCAUCAGUGACCAAAUCAUUGACAUACUAUUGUCGGAAGAGCCAGGGAACAUGGUGCAAGCCUUAGAAGACAUGGAGAUAGCUACCCUGACCCGAGCAGAUGCAGACUUACAGGCUUGUCGCAUGCAGAUUAGCAAACAUAUAAUUGGUAUGUUAUUGAAAAACCUGAAUCUCAGUGGCAACCUCUCACCCCACAUGGAGAAAAGGAUGAGUUCAGUUUUCAAAAAGCAAUUUCUCAAGAUGGAGACUGAAGUACAAGAAGAAUAUGAUCGGAAGAUGGUGGCCCUGAAUGCAGAAUGCAACCUGGAGAUGAGGAAGAAAACAGAGGCUCAGUGUCAGAGGGAGAUGGUGGCAAUGGAGGAAGCCGAAGAGUUGCUGAAGCGUGUCAGUGAGAGAUCUGCUUUAGAGUACAGAAAUCUGCUGCAUAAUCUCCACCGACGGGAACAGGACCACUUGAGGAAGUCACUCUUACUCAAACGGGAGGAAGAUUUUGCAAAAGCUUACAGGGAAUUGGCAAUUUUCCAAAGAAAUGAACUACACAACAUCUUUUUUACACAGAUAAAAAGUGCUGUUCUUAAGGGAGACCUAAAGUUGGAGACUGCUAAAAUGCUUCUUCAGGAUUAUUCUAAAAUACAGGAGAAUAUUGAAGAGUUAAUGGAUUUUUUACAAGCUAAUAAGAAAUAUCACUUGAGUAAGCGAUUUGGCUAUAGAGAAUACCUGAUUCAAAGCAUACAAUCAUUAGAAACUUGGAACCAAAGUCUUCUGAACACAGCAACAGCUCAGAUAACAAGCCUCAUCCACAAAAAUGAGAGAGCUGGGUAUUUAGAUGAAGACCAGAUGGAAACACUUUUGUCUCGAGCUCAGGCAGAAGUUCUUUCUGUUCAACACAAAUUGGAAAAUGAUUUGAAGCAAGAAAAGAAGAAACUUCACCAAAAAUUAAUAAUUAAGAGAAGACGUGAAAUGAUGCAAAAGCAAAAAGAAUUGCGGAAGGAGCAGCUUUCCAUGAGGGAUGCCAUUAGAACCUCUGGAGAGGUUAGCCAUUAUCUGAUCCAUUGGCAGACCAUACUAGCUGACCACAACGCCACACUGGAAGAGCUGGUUGAAAGGCUUGACCAUGAUGCCCUGGAAGAACUGAAGACCCUCAAACAGGGGCUCAUCACGAAAGCGACUGAUGAGAUGAGACGCAUCCAGAAUGGGGUGAUGACCCAAGAGUUACUCAAACUCAAUGUGCCCUGGCUCUUCUUGCAGCAGAUCCUAGAGGAACACAGCAAAGAGAUGGUGACUCACACUGAGCAGCUUGAAGGAGAAGAAAGGGCCAAGAGUCAAGAUUAUCUCCAGAACAUGAAGCAAAACCUGAACGAUGAGCUGGAGAGACAUGUGGCAGAACAGAAGGAAUUAAGGCACUGGGAACAAUUGGUAUUCACGAAGCUUCUGUGUUUACCCCUUUCAUUAUCUGAAGAAGAAUUGCUUAAAAUGAGGCAAAAGUUUCACAGCUGCUUUGCUCAGAUGGACAACAGCUUAGCCUUGCCUCGAAUUCGGGCCCGGGUAUUGCUACAGAAUUUUCAGUCAGAUUGGAGAGAAGCCGAGUUCCUGAAAGUGGACCAAGCCUUCACAGCUCCAGAUAUUCAGCAACAAUCUAAAGUCAAAAAGCAGCGUGCCAAGAACAAAAGGAAGAUAGACAUUUUGAAGAAAUGUGUGGAAGAUAAAAUUCAUAUCUUUUCAGAACAGGCUAGUGAAUACCUCCUUGAAAAGGUCCACAGGGAGCUGUUGCUGGAAAGAGUUUGUCAGCUAAAGGCUCAGGAGGACAAACUUGGGGAGUAUGUGACCUCUGUUCAACUCCACAAAGUGACAAAGAAAUGGAAGACACAGGAGGUUUACACCACUCUCAGCACUGUUCAGGGUUUGCUGUUGGAAGAGCUGAGCACAUCGGAAACCAUGACAAAGUCAGCCUGUACUCAGAUCCUGGAAUCACAUAGUCCAGAGAUUGAGGAACUCGAUAGGAAGCUGGAAUAUGAGUUGGUACACAGAGAGACUGUGCUGCAGCAGCAGGCCAUCAUGAACAGACAGCAGUGGAUUUCCGAAGGACUUGGCCUUUUGAAUGAAACUGGAGAAAUGAAUUCAGAAAGGCAGAUUUCUGCUGUGUUGUGGCAAGCCCUGACCAAGUCUCAGAAGGUAUUAGAGCUUCAUAAUCAAAGUUUAAGGGAAGAACAGCAGAAUAGCAUUGUGCUUGAAGACUUGCUGGAGAACAUUGAGAUGGACACCUUUUUGACCCUCUAUAACCAGGUAAAUAUUUCCUCCUAUAAUGGAAAGUUCACAGAUGAUUCUCAUAUGUACCAUGAUGCCAUGGAGUUGAACACUAACCAAGUUACUAACACAAAGGAUGCUGAAGGACAUGUUAAGAUGAUGAGGACCGACAAAGUACAAUUGGAAAAUUUCCUCUCCUGCUUGGUCAGCUUCAGAAAUGACAGUGUGAGUAAGAGCCUGAAGUGCCAGGGCUGGAGAAGGUGGAGUUGCUCAGCCCUGCUGGCUCCUGGCCAAGCCACAACACUUUUCAUGGAGUGUGCCAAGCUGUAUCAUCAAAAUAUAGCCAGAAACAGGGAGGAUCUCAGCAUCACCAAACCACUGGAGUAG